This is a messenger RNA of Misgurnus anguillicaudatus (oriental weatherfish), 1869 nucleotides long. It is a transcript of the gene cdk5r2a, whose product is annotated as cyclin dependent kinase 5, regulatory subunit 2a (p39). Lineage: Eukaryota; Metazoa; Chordata; Actinopteri; Cypriniformes; Cobitidae. Gene Ontology annotation, molecular function: cyclin-dependent protein serine/threonine kinase activator activity; protein kinase binding. The record is from RefSeq and is a predicted model, not a curated record. Gene Ontology annotation, biological process: axon guidance; brain development. Gene Ontology annotation, cellular component: growth cone; cytoplasm; protein kinase 5 complex.
GGUCUGUACCUUUAGUUUUUUUUUUGCCUGGCUACACGUUACAAGUCCUGCCCAUUGCUCCCGCUGUCUGAGGCUGCGCGCUCAGUGGGAUGCAGAAGGAGUGGCGGAGUGCGCGCGCGUGUGACUGAAGCAAGCUUCGCUUUUUGCAUAGGUACCCUAACCUUUUCAACCAAACAUCUGUUUCCCCACUGUAUAUCCAGUGGUCAAGCUAAAAAGAUAAAUGGACGUGAACCUGUGACUUUUAAGUCGCACCUCCCCGAGGCAGUUAACGGGACGAAAGGCGAGACAGCGCAUUCCGAAGGGCCGGUGGGUGUUGGUCGUCCGUAGAAAAGAUGGGCACGGUGCUCUCUAUUUCCCCAACGUCCAGGAAAGGUGGGAUUUUGGAUGAGAAGACGGAUGGGGCGAGCGGCAAGACCGAGAAGAGUCUGAAGCGCCAUUCGGUGCUUAUAUCGGCUCUGACGUGGAAGCGGCUGGUCGCUGCCUCGGCCAAAAAAAAGAGUGCCAAGAAAGUAAACCCGAACCCGCCCGUAUCUCAGAUCAGUAACCCAGUGGACCAGCUAAACACCGAAAAUCUUAAGAAGUCUCAGUCAGGCUCCGAGCGCAAAACGAAGUCCGGACCGCUCGCCGUACCUGUCCCCACCGUACCGGAUAAAAGCCUUCGAUCCAACCCAACCCAGAACGCAUCGCAGAACGGAAAACAGCUCCUCCCGGUGCAAAGACAACCUAGCAGUCGCUCGAUUAUCUCCCCUAGACGGGUCAUCGUCCAAGCCUCGACCGGAGAGCUCCUUCGCUGCCUGAGUGAGUUCAUGUGCAGGAGGUGCUACAAACUCAAAGAACUGAGCCCGAAUGAGAUCAUUCUGUGGUUCCGAAACGUUGACCGAUCGCUGCUCAUCCAAGGUUGGCAAGACCAGGGUUUCAUCACUCCUGCCAACCUGGUGUUCGUGUACCUGCUCUGCAGGGAAGCGGUGACCGAGGAUAUUUCCAGCGAGUACGAGCUGCAGGCCACCUUUCUCACCUGCCUGUACUUGGCUUAUUCAUAUAUGGGCAACGAGAUCUCGUACCCGCUCAAGCCCUUCCUGGUGGAGACCAACAAGGAGGUGUUCUGGGAGCGCUCCCUGCGGAUCAUUGAUAAAAUGAGUGCCAAAAUGCUGCAGAUCAACUCCGACCCGCAUUUCUUCACCGAGGUUUUCCAAGACCUCAAAAACGAGGGCGGCUCGGGUGACACGAACGGAAGAUGGAAUAAUAACCUGGACCGCUAAACAUUUGGCUCGUUUUCACAAGGAGAGAGAUGCUCUCUAAUAUCUCUCCAUAUGCCCUUGCUCAGAGGGUGAAAUGAAUGUAAGGCCCGACGGGUGAAGAGUGUUGCACUCGGUUUAAGGAAACGGACAGUGGGUUUUCGCCUCACCUCCGUGAGAGGGGGUUUAAGAUAUUACAUGUGUAUAGUUCAACCUUCACGACGCAGUGAAUGUCACGAGCGCGGUCUAGGGUUUCUUCAUAGUUUACUUAAUGCAUGCUUAAACUAUUCUACUCGUAUCAUCAUCAUUGUGGUUUUUGAAGAAGAAGAAAAAAUAACGCUAUCUGGUGCCAGGCUACAGUGAGAUAUGUAUAUUAUUAGCUUGUGCGUCAGUGUCCGGGUUUUAUUUUUCUAUCAGUUUCAGAACCGAUGUUGUCACCGACGCUGCGCUGUCCAGGGUUCUGGCCUGCAACAGACACUUUCCUCUUGUCCCCUGUGGCGCCUGAUGCUAUCUAUCUGAACGUUGAAUGUACUGUUUUACAACAAAACGAAUCUCUACCGUCAUAUGUGCCAAUUGUCAUAGUAUAAAACGUAAUGUUUUAUAUUGUAUAUUUGAAAAUAUAUGAAUACAAAUA